UCUCGCCGGUGAAACAACUUUGACCUUGUGGUUUUCAGCCGCCUGCGCCGACCGACCGGACGAUUUCCCGAGAAUUUCACUAUGUCUGGAGAGUCGCCGACCAGCAAGAAGGCAAAAAUGUCGAGCUCCCUGGCCCAACUGAAGGAAUUGACCACCGUGGUGGCCGACAGCGGCGAUUUUGAAGUGAUGGAAAAGUACAAGCCAACUGAUGCCACCACAAAUCCAUCGCUCAUUCUCUUGGCUGCAAAAAUGCCUCAGUACAAGCACCUCAUCGAGAAAGCAGUCGAGCAUGGAAAGUCUGCUGGAGACACCAAGAAGGAACAGUUGGAUGAGGCCAUGGACAAAUUGUUGGUCCUUUUCGGAACCGAGAUUCUCAAAAUCGUUCCUGGGCGCGUUUCUACUGAAGUUGAUGCAAAGCUCUCCUUUGACAAAGAUGGCAGCGUUGCCAAGGCCCUCAAACUCAUCAAGAUGUACAAAGAGCAUGGAAUUGAUAAGGAAAGAAUCCUCAUCAAGCUUGCCUCUACCUGGGAAGGCAUCCAAGCGGCCAAAGAGCUUGAGGAGAAGCAUGGCAUUCACUGCAACUUGACCUUGCUCUUCUCUUUCUGCCAAGCUGUGGCCUGCGCUGAAGCCGGAGUCACACUCAUCUCGCCUUUUGUCGGCCGAAUUCUCGAUUGGUUUGUAGCAAACACUAACCAGAAAAGCUACAAGCCUGACGAAGACCCUGGAGUUGUUUCCGUCACUCGCAUUUACAACUAUUAUAAGAAGUUUGGCUACAAAACUGUUGUCAUGGGAGCUUCAUUCAGAAAUAUUGGCGAAGUGAAAGCUCUUGCUGGUUGUGAUCUGCUGACCAUCAGCCCCAAAUUGCUGGAAGAACUUGACAGUAGCCACGACGCAGUCCCCCAAAAGCUGUCUGAUGCCAAAGCCAAAGAGUCUGAUGUUGAGAAGAUUGAGCUGAAUGAGAAAACGUUCCGCUGGAUGCUGAAUGAGGACCAGAUGGCCACUGACAAAUUAUCCGAUGGCAUCAGGAAGUUUUCUGAAGAUGCGAGAAAGCUGGAGACCAUGAUUUCAGAGAUGCUGGUGUAGAUUUCUGCACAACCAUUUUUUUCUUCCAACAUUCCUGCAUAGAAUAAUAUUGUUUGCGGCGCAAUUCGUUAAUGGGGAAAUCAGGGUUCUAUAUUAUUUAUUUGGUAAUCUAAAUCUCAUUCAAAUUAUCUAUGACGACUUGAUGUCAUUGUCUGGUUCCUAUCAAAUUAAUUACUAUUCCUCCUGUUUUUCACUCGCUUGAAGUUAAAUUUUCAAUAUUUUUAUCACAUAAUAAUGGUGUGAAAUAUAUAAAUAAAAUUUUUGAUGCAUUUUGAACAA
This is a messenger RNA of Neocloeon triangulifer, 1362 nucleotides long. It is a transcript of the gene Taldo, whose product is annotated as transaldolase. Gene Ontology annotation, biological process: pentose-phosphate shunt; carbohydrate metabolic process; pentose-phosphate shunt, non-oxidative branch. Gene Ontology annotation, cellular component: intracellular anatomical structure; cytoplasm. The transcript is spliced from 7 exons. NCBI's taxonomy places the organism in Eukaryota, Metazoa, Arthropoda, Insecta, Ephemeroptera, Baetidae. Gene Ontology annotation, molecular function: transaldolase activity. The record is from RefSeq and is a predicted model, not a curated record. The coding region runs from base 82 to 1083 and encodes 333 amino acids.